Messenger RNA from Durio zibethinus, 1216 nucleotides. RefSeq names its product endo-1,3;1,4-beta-D-glucanase-like. Gene Ontology annotation, molecular function: hydrolase activity. The record is from RefSeq and is a predicted model, not a curated record. Lineage: Eukaryota; Viridiplantae; Streptophyta; Magnoliopsida; Malvales; Malvaceae.
UUCAAUCACUAAUGAAGGGUCCACUACUAUUGUUUUCCUGAUACCUUGAGCCGAAAGUUAAUGGUCCCUCCUUACCCGACGGGGCCACGAAUUGGCAAGGCCACAUUUUUUAUAUUCCUUCUUCCAAUUUCACUUUUUAAGGGAGUGUCAUUGUCCUGUGUCUGUUUGUUCAACCAAAGCAAGAGAGAAUGUCAGGUCCUCAGUGCUGCUCAAACCCACCGACAUUGAACCCUGCAAGUGGAGUUGGCCAUGUUGAGAACCUUGCUGGCUUCAAGACCUAUGUCACCGGAUCUCUUCACUCCAAGAUUGCUGUUCUUCUUGUCUCUGAUGUUUACGGAUAUGAGGCUCCAAACUUGAGGAAGCUUGCAGACAAGGUUGCAGCUGUGGGGUUCUAUGUGGUGAUUCCUGACUUCUUAUAUGGAGAACCCUUUGUCCCUGAGAGAUCUGAUAGACCUUUAGCUGUUUGGAUAAAGGAUCAUCGACCGGAAAAAGGGUUUGAAGAUGCAAAGCUGAUAAUUGAGGCUUUGAAAAGUAAAGGAGUUUCAGCAAUUGGAGCUGCCGGCUUCUGUUGGGGUGCCAAAGUUGUGGUUGAACUGGCAAAGGAUGCCCUUAUCCAAGCAGCUGUGAUGUUACAUCCUUCAUUUGUGACUGUGGAAGAUAUCAAGAGUGUGAAGUUGCCCAUUGCUAUACUGGGAGCUGAGAUUGACCAAAUGUCUCCCCCAGAACUUGUGAAACAGUUUGAUGAGAUCUUAAGUGCUAAUGAGGUUGAUAGCUAUGUGAGGAUAUUCCCUAAAUGUGUUCAUGGAUGGACGGUCAGAUACAAGGUUGAUGAUCCAACAGCUGUGAGGUGCGCAGAUGAAGCUCAUCAAGAUAUGCUGCAGUGGUUUACCAAGUAUGUUAAGUGAGAAACUAAUCGGAUAAUAGUGUAUUCCCUAGAACUCUGUUGCUGUUGGUGUUGAAUGGCUGAAAAUCUACCUUUGAGUUUAUAAUAUGCUGGUGUUUCUGAAGAAUAAGAGAGUGAUAUCUGAUGCAUUGUGCCAAAUGCGCAAGACAGAACAUUGUAGCAUCAGGAAAACCAUGAAUAAAUGUAUUACCGUCUACAUAUUGGGCCUUUUAGCCAAUGCAUCGAAAUUGCUGUUAUGUGGUUUGACAUGAAUUAUGUACCUCGGUUUUUACUGCAGACAUUAUAGCAUGCAUGUAGCUUAUAAUUGGACCA